GGCUGCAGGCUACAGGCUACAGGCGGCCUAGAGGCUACAGGCUACAGAGAAAGGAAGAAUGAAUGAUUCGGGUGCCCAGAAAAACAAUUCAGGCAGACAUCAGCAUCAUCCACGUGUCGCCUAUUAAACACCCACUGCGUCAGCAUAUUCUCGUAUACUCUCUCUCUCUCUCGAGUCGAGUCUAGUCUCGGCAACGCACAGAAAUUGUCUGCCUGCUUCGAAUGGGAAGUAAACCAAAUACAUAUAAUUCCUGAGCUGCUCCGUUUCGUUUCCUCUCAAAACCGUAGAAUACUACGGCGAUGUUGUUCCUGAGGAAACUAUGGGGAUCGCUGUCGAACCGGUCGUGCGCCAACUUGGACUCGUCGGAUCGUCCCUUAGUCGUUUCGUCGCCGUCGCCGUCGUCGUCCUUGUCCUUGGGGGCGUUCGAUCAUAUACCCUCGGAUAUACUGAUGCAGAUACUGAGACUCCUGGGGCCCAAGGAGGCUAUGAAGCUGAGCCUGGUGUGCAAGUCUUGGUAUUCGCUUGCCUCCGAUAAUCGCCUCUGGAUUUUCUUCCUCCAGAACCAACAGGACUCCUGGGACUCCAUUUUCUUCGCCGAGACGAGUUUGAGAUCCUCUUAUCCUUUUCUAACAUUCUCUACUCAGACGCCGGAAUUAUCCUUCAUGCGCAUAUAUAGCGAACGAGCACAAGUUCCCGGUUCUGUUAUUAUUGAUGGUGGUUCUGGUUAUUGCAAGUUUGGUUGGAGCAAGUAUGCUUGUCCGUCGGGGCGAUCGGCAACAUUUGUGGAAUUUGGUAACAUUGAGUCUCCGAUGUACUCUAGACUUCGACAUUUUUAUGCAACUAUCUAUAGCAGGAUGCAGGUGAAACCAUCUACACAGCCAGUUGUUGUAUCCUUACCACUCUGCCAUUAUGACGAUACUGAAUCUGCCAGAGCAUCAAGGCGGCAGCUCAAAGAAACCAUCCAUACAGCUCUGUUUGACAUGAAUGUCCCUGCUGUUUGUGCCAUCAAUCAGGCAACAUUAGCAUUGUAUGCAGCACGGCGAACUUCAGGAAUUGUUGUUAACAUUGGUUUCCAAGUCACAUCUGUUGUUCCAAUUCUACAUGGUAAAGUGAUGCGCAAGGUGGGUGUGGAAGUUGUGGGACUGGGAGCACUAAAACUUACAGGGUUCCUCAAGGAGCUGAUGCAGCGGAACAAUAUAAGUUUCGCAUCACUGUACACUGUUCGCACACUAAAAGAGAUGCUAUGUUACGUUGCUGCUGAUUAUGAAGCCGAGCUAUCUAAAGAUACAGAAGCAUCAUAUGAAGUUGCAGGAGAGGAUUGUUUUACCCUUUCAAAAGAGCGGUUUCAAACCGGAGAGAUCUUAUUCCAGCCACGUAUUGCAGGAGUGCGUGCAAUGGGUUUACACCAGGCUGUCGCACUUUGCAUGCACCACUGCCAUGAUGCAGAAUUAACAAGUGAUGAUGCUUGGUUCAAGACUGUAGUCUUGUCAGGUGGGACUGCAUGUUUACCAGGACUGGCAGAAAGGUUAGAGAAGGAAUUGCAUGGACUUCUUCCCCCAUCCAUAUCUAAUGGAAUCAGAAUUAUUCCUCCUCCAUAUGGUGUGAACACUGCAUGGUUUGGAGCGAAGCUUAUCAGCAAUUUGAGCAACUUUCCUGGUCCAUGGUGUGUGACAAAGAAGCAGUUCCGGCAGAAGUCUAGACUCAACUUCAUAUGGUGAUAAGAUUUGUGCUAACCUGGUUCUCCACCAUAUUACCUGGCGUGGAAUGACGAGGCAUUUCUGAUGCUGAAAUGCUUAUCUACCUCAUCUGGUGAAGUCCACUAAUCUGCACCGGGAGCCUUUGGAUUCUUGUUAUGAAAAUUCAGUUUUAGAAUUUAGGCAAGAAUAUUUUUAAGAACUUCCUUGCAUAUUUAUUCUUGAUGCCCAAGUGUUGGCAUCAAUAAGAAUUCAUUUACUAUAACCUUACAUGUGUAUGAAUAAUUGAUCCCACAAGUGAAUAAGCUGCCCGGCCUAUGGAACUGAUGAUGUAAUUGCCAAAUAAACUCAUGGCUUGAGUUUUGCUA
This is a messenger RNA of Corylus avellana, 2062 nucleotides long. It is a transcript of the gene ARP8, whose product is annotated as actin-related protein 8. The record is from RefSeq and is a predicted model, not a curated record. Lineage: Eukaryota; Viridiplantae; Streptophyta; Magnoliopsida; Fagales; Betulaceae. Gene Ontology annotation, molecular function: protein binding.